Messenger RNA from Haemorhous mexicanus (house finch), 2301 nucleotides. Its product is annotated as endonuclease domain-containing 1 protein-like. Gene Ontology annotation, molecular function: nucleic acid binding; hydrolase activity; metal ion binding. The transcript has 3 exons. The coding region runs from base 186 to 1019 and encodes 277 amino acids. NCBI's taxonomy places the organism in Eukaryota, Metazoa, Chordata, Aves, Passeriformes, Fringillidae. The record is from RefSeq and is a predicted model, not a curated record.
CUCUAUUCUGUGUAAUUCCUUGUUUGUAACAAGGGGAAAUUUAUGCCUGGGUAUAUAUUGCAGUGGCACUCUUGAGGACUCAAACACUCCUUUUUCCAGGGACAAGCCAGAAGGAACAGUUCACGUGCCUGUUCUGAGACUCUGCAUCAAGGGCAGCAAGAGCCCUUCACUGAAAUCCUGCCACCAUGCUGGGGCCGCUGCUGCUGCUGCAGGUGUUGGCCAGCUGCCUCUGGCUGGGACACAGCGAGGUGGUGAACUCCUUUACAAGUUGUCCUCAAUUCUUCUAUGAGGGGACCAUUCCAAAUGAUGCCCUGAAUCCAAAGAACCCAGCCUGGAUCUGUCAACGCUUCAGCAACUCGUAUCACUAUGCCACCCUGUACGACAGAGAGAGGAGAAUUCCAGUGUACUCUGCUUACAAAUACCAGCCUGGAGAUGCCAAGAGACCUCACACAUGGUGGUUUGUUGAGCCCCAGCUCAUAGGUAAAAAUGAUCUUAAAGAGAUGAAAACAGAGUCGUUCCUCACACAGGACGACAAGUUCUCCUUACACCAAAUCAAAGAGAGCCAGGCUGUCCUUGACGACUACAAACCACUGAAGAAUUUGGACCGAGGCCAUUUGAGCCCCAAUGGCCAUCACAAUAGUAGAGAAGGCAAGACAGCUACCUUCACCCUCACCAACAUAGUGCCCCAGGACAGCAGUCUCAACCAGGGCCAGUGGAACAUCUAUGAGUCUAAAACAAUGCCCCAACUGGCCGACGGCUGUACAACCACCUACGUGAUCACGGGUGCUGUGCCUGGGAGAAACAAUGUCGCAGAAGGGAGGGUGAACAGACCCAGCCACAUCUGGUCAGCUGCCUGCUGUCUGGAGGGCACAAAGCCCAAGAAGGCUUGGGGGAUAAUUGCUAAAAAUGACAAGAAUCAGGUGGAGAACCUCAGCCUGGGGGAGCUGGAGAAGACGUUGACCAAUCUCUACAGGGGGAAAACAGUUACUCUGUUCAACAAUGCCUGUCCCCGCAAAUAGUUCUCACAUUCUCAGUGGAAAAAGCUCAGUGGCUUUUCCCACAUGUCACUGAAUCACAGAAUGGGUUGGUUUUCAUGGGACAUUAUAACUGUUAAAAUCCUGUCAUUCUGACCUGCCUAAAAUGGGCAGGGACACCUUCCAUUGCACCAGCUUGUUCCAAGCCCUCCCCAGCCUGGACUUGAACCCCUCCAGAGACAGGGCAGUCAAAACAGCUCUGGGUAACUUUUACUUGUACCACAGCCUGUUCAGAGUAAUUUAUGUCUUUAUAAUAUCCCAGCUAACUAGCCUUCCAUCAGUAUGAAACCAUUUCCUCUUCUCCUGUCACUCCAUACCCUUGUCCAAAGACCCUCUCCAACCCUCUUAGAGAUCCUUGAGCUACUGCACUCUCAGCAGUCUUUCCCAGGCUGAACAUCCCCAGCUCUCUCACCUCCUCUCCAGAGCAGGCACGCUCCAGCCCUCGGAGCACCUUCAUGGCCUCCACUGGACUCCACUCCAACAGCUUUGUAUCCUUCUUGUGCUGUGGGCCCCAGAGCUGGAGGCAGCACGGCAGCUGGGGUCUGAGCAGAGCAGAGGAGAGGGGCACAAAUGUCCUGUGCAGAGUCUGUGCUGCUUCCUUCCUUCUCUGGUGUGUUUCCAGCUCUGUCCCUCAGGGCACCUCCCCCUCUGCUCAAAGGCACAGAGAUGUGGGCAGAGCCUCCAGCUGCUUUGCUUUGCUGCCCAUCUCAGGAGAGAGCUCUCAGGAAUGGGUCCUCUCCUCCUUAGCUGUCCCCAAGAAUGUGCAGCUGACUUGUCCUUCACCUCCUUAGCAAGGCUGUGGCACCAGGUCCCCUCAGGUUGCCCAGAGAUCCUGUCUGGAGAUCUCCAUGUCUGGAGAUACCCAAAGCCCAACAAUACAAGGACAACCGGCUCUAGCUGAUCCUGCUGCAGCCUGGAGUCUGGACUAGAAGAUCCUGAGAAGUCCCUCCAAAACCCAACAAUUCAGUGAUUCUGUGAUCCUGGCACAUGCUUUUGUUUGCUUGCUUUUGGAACUGCACCUUGAGAGCAGCAGCUGUUGAAUCAGACAGGCAGGCUUUGGCAUCAGAUCCAUAGAGAGCUUUGAGCAGCCACUGCUGAAUUCCUGGGAUGCACUCCUUGGACACCUUCAUUCUCUGCUCUACUGCUGAAGCUUUUCUGCAGAUUGAUGGGCACCUGAUUUGGGGAAAUGUAUUCAGUGGUUGUCAAAGAUCAAUGUGUGCCCCAUCAUGGAGUUUGCAAGAGCUUACAAUAAAAGUGAUUUGCUGCA